This is a messenger RNA of Galdieria sulphuraria, 1185 nucleotides long. Its product is annotated as inositol phosphatase/fructose-16-bisphosphatase. The record is from RefSeq and is a predicted model, not a curated record. The transcript has 6 exons. Gene Ontology annotation, cellular component: cytosol; cytoplasm. Gene Ontology annotation, biological process: fructose metabolic process; fructose 1,6-bisphosphate metabolic process; gluconeogenesis. The coding region runs from base 38 to 1039 and encodes 333 amino acids. Lineage: Eukaryota; Rhodophyta; Bangiophyceae; Galdieriales; Galdieriaceae. Gene Ontology annotation, molecular function: fructose 1,6-bisphosphate 1-phosphatase activity.
AAAUGAUCCACUUCUCUUGAAUAAUAUCUAUUGAUUCAUGCAAACAACUGGUGAACCGCAAUGGGUCAACUCUCCUCCUCAGUCGCCUAUAGCAGAUUCGAAAACUCUUUCUGCUCUAGAAAAAGCUGGUGUUGUUUUCUCGGCUCAUGUACGUCAAAGUUUUCGACUCCAUCCUUCGGACUUUACCGGAGAAUUGAUCAGGCUUUUGGAUGACUUAUCAACAGAAACCCACUCUAUUUCGGCGUUGGUGAACGAAGGCAGCGAACACAUUCAGUAUGGAUAUGUUGGCAACUCUCUCAAUGCGGAGUUUGUUACUCAACAACUAUAUCACGCCCUAUCACACGAUGGCUAUGCUUGUGUAUUUUUAUUCAAGGAUCAUCCAAAGCCAUACACUUGUCCCUCCAAUAUGCCUCACGGUGAUUAUGUCAUAUGUCUCAGUCCUUUAGAAUAUGAUCUUUUAUGUCCACAACAGUCCAUCUGUGGUACUAUAUUUUCUGUUUACGAGCGCAAGUCACCUACUGGUUUACCAGGACGAAGUAUCGAUCUACAACAAUGUGCAAAGGAACAAAUAGCUGCAGGCUAUUGUCUUUAUUCUUCUACAACUACCUUUUUUUAUACUAUGGGCAAUGGAGUGUAUGAGUUUCUUCUUCAUCCCGUUGCUAAGCAAUAUUUUCAGAGUCCUUCCUAUCGUUUACAAGUACCACAAACCGAGACUUUGUGGGGAGAACGUUCUUACAUAAGAAACUGUGAAGGUUUUGCUAGAGAAGUUGCUAGUCAUGUAUUGCAAGAAAAUGAAAAGACAUUUCAUACUGGCUCAUUGAUUGGUGACUUUGAUAGUGUGCUUCGAAUGGGAGGUGUGUUAUUAGCUCGCAAUGUUCAUUUUCUAUGUGAAGCUGCUCCAUUGGCAUAUAUUAUGGAACAAGCAAAUGGUCAGGCAGUUACCAGUCUAGGCAAAAGAAUCUUGGAUAUUGAAGUUGGAAACGAUCCGCAUAAGAAAAUUGAUAUUGUUAUGGGAAACUUUUCAAUUCACAAAGUUUGAGAACGUAAGCAUAUUCUAUCCAAUAAUUGUUGAGGAUAUAAUGUUGAAAGUGCUCUAUUUGAAUAUUUUCUACGCACUUCUAUUUCGUCCAUCUCUGUUGAAAUAAUAAAAUGAAUGGUAUGGAUAUCAGUAUUCGACGAUAACAA